GGGACUAGUCGAAAGUCAGUGCCCAUUUGUGGGUAUAUAAGGAGCUUCCACAGUGAGUCAGAUUCAGAAGUUGUGGUGCCAACUAUCUGCUGUCACCAUGACCUCCUCAGCCUUCCUGGUUUUCGCCAUUUUGGCGACUGCCUCAGCUGCUCCUUGGCCAUCAGGAACUAACUUAUGCUCAAAGGAAUGCCCAAUUGCUGGAUCGCCCAAACUCUUCUAUGCCCCUGAAAAGACUUAUGUUUACUCAUACACUGGCAAGUCCCAGAUCCACCUGAGGGAUGUUGAAGGGGCCAACGUAGACAUGGAAUGGAACUCCCAGGUCGAGCUUUCGUGGCUCUCCCCCUGUGAUAUGGCCAUCACCAUGAAGAAUCCUUCCAUUGGAGGUGGUUCAGGGUCUGCUGAAGCCAGGUUCCUCGAGAGAUAUCCCUUAGUGGUGUCUAUCAUUGAUGGACGGGUGAAAGCAGCCUGUGGCCAUCCUGAUGAUGACACUUGGUCUAUCAACUUGAAAAAGGGCAUUGCAUCAGCUUUCCAGAACACCUUACCCUCCAACUCCACCAUCAACUCAGGCCUUAACUUCACAGAGACUGAUAUAAUUGGUAACUGUUCAACUAUGUAUGAAGUGCAACAUGAGGGAGAAAAGGUUGUUGUGACCAAGUUGAAAAACCAUCGCUUCUGCCAAGAUCAUUACGCUAACCGAGCUGAGACACCAAAAGCUUGGCUGAAGGCUCCUUUGCCUAUGGAAGAAUCCUACUCUGAAUGCAAACAGGAAAUUACAAAUGGUAUUUACACCAGCAUUACUUGUAAGGACAAGAAUGUCAUAAAACCAGCCUAUGGUUCUUACAAGUACGUUGAAGCCCACCAAGAAUCAGUUUUACGAUUCCAGUCAGAAACAGACCAGAUUCCUCCUUCAGUUUCUCAGCUGCCUAGCCGCUUCAUCAGGAAGACUCUUCGUUAUGACCAGCACACACUAAAGAAGGAUCCAUCAAUGGUGGCCAAACUUGACGAAAUGCUCAAACAAGUAUGCGAAAAGGUGAAGCACGGAGUCCACGAACAUGCAGCAUCUCAAUUUGCCCAAGCCUUACAUUUCUUGCGCCGUGUACCAGAAGAGGCAAUCCCACAAACCCUCGAGAAGAUCCGUGGUGGCCAAAUCUGUGAACAACGUCAAAAGAUGGAGAGCAUGUUCUUAGACGGAUUAGCUUUUGUUUACGAAUCUGGAGCAGUCAAGGUUAUGGUGCAAGAGUUGAUUUCUGGAAAAGCUACUGGAGGUCGAGCUGCUCUUUAUGCUGCUUCAAUGUACUUCAUGCCCCGACCAUGCAUUCACUCCAUUGAAGCCUUGAAACCUCUGUUUGAAAAUUUCCAGCGUUUCCCAAGGACCACUUUAGCUGGUGCCACCAUGGUCCAUACUUACUGCAGACAAAAUCCUAAAUGCCAAGAAAAAGCUCCUGUCAGACAGUUAGCUGAGACUUUAAGCAGCAAAGUAGGACAAAUGUGCACUGCCUCACCAAAUGAAGAAACUAGAGAGCAUGCUCUUGCUCUACUCAAGUCCCUUGGCAAUAUGGGGGUGAUGAAUUCUGAAAUAGCCAGACCAAUCUUGCAGUGCAUAGAAAACCCAGAAGCUGAUAAAGGCAUCCGCAGGGCAGCCACCCAGACCUUCAGGAACGUUCACUGUCACCAGGAAAUCCACCCAAUAAUGAAACAGCUCAUUAACGUUGCUCUCGAUCAUAAAAAGCGAACCGAAGUUCGAAUUGGAUCAUAUCUUGCAGCAAUUAAAUGUGCUAAACAUGAAGAACUGCACAAGAUUACUGAAAAAAUAGCUAAGGAAGAAAAUACACAAGUGAGAAGUUUCAUCUUAAGCCAUCUGCACAAUAUCAAGGAAUCAACUGUCCCUUACAAGGCAAAUCUCAAAUCUAGGCUUCAAAAUAUAGUCCUUCCCUCUAACUUCACCAAAGACUGGCGAAAGCACUCUCGCAAUAUCGACCUGUCUUACUAUGCACCAACCUUUGGCGUAGGUGCUGGUGUGGAGUCUAAUGUCAUUUAUGCUCCAGGAUCUUAUGUUCCUCGCUCGGUUAACCUUAAUCUCACAGCAGCCCUUGGUGCAACACCUUUCAAUAUUGGAGAGAUUGGAGCACGUUUUGAAGGACUCGAGACAAUUAUAGAAGAACUUUUCGGGCCACACAGUUACUUCAAGAGAACUCCAGCAAGACAGAUCUGGGAAGAUCUCAAAGAGACACUUAGCAAGAUAAGCGAACGUUUAGAAGGCUCAUUCAGGCAGAGAAGGUCUAUUGACUUGUCCCAAAUCUCUCAUCUCUUUGACAAACUAUAUGGCAACAGACACAUGCAGAAAGCUGAUAUUUAUGCUCGGAUUAAUAAUCAAGAAAUGGCCUUUGGAUCUUGGGAAGGAAAUAUGAAAAAUAUCAAGAUCGACGAACUUAUCAAUAACUUAUUUGAUAAGUUUGACAACAUGAUUAACAGAGCAGCAACCACCAACAUCGAUACAGUAAGAACAGCUCAGUUUUACAUGAACAAUCAUUUGCCUACAAUUCAAGGAUUACCCAUCAAAAUUAAACUGGAGGGAACAGCUGUGGCCGGAAUUAAGAUGGAAACUCACGUCAGAGGACUCACCUCUGGAACUCCUGGUGUUGUCAAGUUCUUGCCAAGUUUAUCAACUCAAAUAGAUGCAUUUAUAGGUUAUGACUGUCACAUUGUUCGUGCUGGAAUUAAGAUGAAGAAUCACAUUGCCACAAACUAUGGAGCAAGCAUUAAUGCUAAAUACACACCUGGUCAAGGCUUUGAAGUAGAAUUAGAAAUGCCAGAGAAAAUGGAGUUGCUGAAGGCACAGAGUGAAACUUACCUUAUGAAGAGAGUAAAGGGUCAACAGGAGACCAAAGUUCAUCCUUCCUCUGUACAAAGCACACGAUUCCAGACUCAGUCUUGUGUAACGAAAAUGGAACCAGUUCUUGGACUCAAACUCUGCUACAACGUCAACAUGCCAAACAUUUUCCGUAGUCAAGGUCUUCCACUUGGUCCUCCUGCUAUUUUCAAGGUCGUCUUAGAGAAGGCGGAAUCUGGAAUGAGAGGAUUCCUUGUAAAGGGCAGAGAAGAACAUGUUGGAGGAAAGAAGGUGAUUAAAGUCGAGCUAGAAACUCCAGGAACCUCCUCACCUAAGAAAGCUACUGCCAUCAUUACAUCAGCUAAUGAAGGAGAGGAAAAGAAAAUAUCUGCAACAUUUGAAUGUGAACGUUUGGGAGGAAUCAGCAUCCAUAUGAUGAGAAAGUGGACUCAGUCAGAAAAACAAGUCGAGAUGAUUGCCUAUUUCAGUGAAAGCAAACAGUACAAUCCUAGUACGAAGGGCAUGGAAGCUAAAUUCUUAUGGAAUGGUGAAGGGGAAGAGGUUAAAUUGGAUAUGGCAUUGAAUACAUUAGCUGCCAUCAGAGAAUGGGUACAACUCAACUUUGAAGUUAGCGGAGACCUGAGGUAUCAUGAAUGGUGCAGAAUACCUCUUCCACAAAGACUGCGCAAAUUCGAAACUAACGUAGCACUUAGAAAUUGGCACAUCAUUUCUUUUGUGAGAAAGGAGGGCGAAUCCCAGUACAAGUCAACUCUCAAGAUUGGUCAACGAGGAAAUGAAAAGGUUGAUAUAAUUGGCAACCAUGUAAUGGAAGGAAGUUCAUACAGAGAAAUGACCUUCAAAUCUAACAUAGAAGCUAAAAUUGGAAAUGCCAGGUACAAGAAAAACUUUGUUUUAUACAACCAAGAAAGUAAAAUGGGAGUUGAAUGGCAAGUGGCUUCCCAAGAAGGUGGAAAGGUUAUUGAAUUAGAGAUGAUACUAAUUCGGUCAGGUGAAUCAUCCCAAGUCAAAUUUUUGCUUGAUAUUCCCGAACGCAUGAAGAAAGUCAUGCUCGAAGCCUCUGCAGCAGGCCAAGGAAGCUCUCAGUUCCAAGUCAGAGCAAUGGCCAAGUAUGGAGAAAGUCCUAUUUUCCAUGUAGAAGGACCAGUCACCGCAAUGCUCUCAUCUAAAAACACUCACCUCAAGACCGAAUUGAGGACUGUUUUACUUCGCAGCCAACCCUACACAGUCACAACCUCUCUUGUAAUGAUGCAUGGCAAACAAGCCGUUGUCUUUGAACUAAAAGACAGAGAAGAACAUCUCAUUACUGUGCAAUGGAAUAUGGCGACUCGAGAUGGACAGGAAACCCAUCUGGACUUUAAGAUGCUCAUUCCAUCCAUGAUAGAAAAGACAAUGAAUGCCAUUGUCAGUGAGAAAGUCUUUCACUUGAGUGUCAACCAGCUGAUAGGACCAAAGAGCUCUUCCCCACUGAGAAGGAAAGGUUUCUUGGAUGUUGAUUUCGAAGGCAAGAAAGCAAACGUCGAAUUUGCUUGGGACGCUGAUCGUAACCCAAAUAAGAAAAUCAAGGCUGAAGUCAAAAUGGUAAAUCCACUUUCAACUCUACGAGACUGUGUCAUCCAGGGUAACUGGGCCUACUUAGAGAGACAACAUCAAUUCAAGGCUGAACUGAAACUCAGUGACAUCCGCUCUUGGUUUGUUGGAAGGAACAGCUUGAUGCUAGAGGUAACAAACCCCAACCAAAAAAUGUACAAAAUGAAUUCUAUCUUAAUGGUGGAGAAAGAGGGAUCAGGACCAAAAGUAGGGGCAGACAUAACCUUCAGGACACCUGAAAACAGAGAGUAUAAGUGGAAUUCCGAGAGUUCUCUUGAGUGGCGCGAAGGACUACAGAACAUGAGGCUGAUGACCAAAGCAGAUCUUGUUUUGCCAGAAGGUCGACAAUCUAGAGUAAACUUAGAAGCAAUGCAUCGCUGGACACCUAGCCAAAGGGAAGCUGAAUUAAAGAUUGAAGUGACCUGCCCAUCACUCCCACAACCAAUCAAGACCAAACUUCAGCUGAAUAAUCAACAGGGUGAAUACAGUACCAAGUGGGUCAUUGAAAUGGGCUCUCCAGUAAAUGGUGCAAUGUACAAACUAAAAUUGUCUCCUGAGCAUGGAGUACAAGGGUUCGAAGUAGAACUUAACCUAGAAGAAGUACUUAAGCUCCUGAAGGCGAUAGAUCACCUCAUAUCUUCUAGCUCUUUGUCCAUGUCUGAUAGCCCUCGGCAUUCUGCUCUUUACCGUGCUCACUACAAACAUCAUGACCACCAUUCUUAUUCCCUGUUGCUGAUGUCACCCUCUCGUACAAUGGAAGGAGGAUGCAGCUGUAAUCACUGCAUUGGCAUGCCUUGUGCAGAAUGCCACUGUAAAUUUGUUCCUCACAAAGGUUUAAGUGAUUCCAAAUAUGAGAUUGCCUUCCGCCGAUCUCAUUCCGAUUGGAGUGGAGAAUCCAGAUAUGAAGGUCGUGUCAGCCAUCCAGGACUAGAGAGGGACCGUCGAAUUGAUAUUCAGCUUAGAAGAGAGGAACAGAAGGUCACAGGAAGUGUUGAGCUCGAUAUUUUCCUCAGACCAGAAGAUAAGAUCACUGGAAAGUUAGAAUCACUCAUUUAUGCUCGAAACACUGUCAUCGUUGAAGCAAAACUUGAAGGAAAGAUACUGAAGGAUCACCCCAAGGUCAUUGUACGUGGAGCCUAUGGUCCAAGCAAUGUUGGAUUUGAUAUUAAAUUGCACAAGACUCACUCUUCUCCUACAUCCUUCAGAAUGUCAGGAAGAUAUGAGAAGAGGAAUGGCAGAAAUGCCGCUGCUUCCUUCAUCAUAGAGAAUGAAAAUCAAAAAACCAUUGACAUUUCUGUAGCACUUCAUCCUCAUCAGAGUCCUUGGUGUUAUGGAGUACGAGCUGAAGCUAAGGCAAAGUCGUCUAUCAUUGGAACUUACGACAUCUAUUCUGAGCUUUGCAAGCCAGGAUUUGUAUCAUUGACCACAAAGAAACAUGGAAGUGACAAGAUGUACAUAACUAAGCUCGGUAUAGAAGGAAUGAAGAACAUCGAAGCCAGUAUUUUGGAAGCUAACCCACAAACCAUGGAGAAAAGACCACUUGGCAUGGCUCGUAUAGUGCUAACUUCUCCCACAAUGAUGAAGCUGGAAACUAAGUAUGAAGGUGAUAAGCUACAUGAAAUCAAGAGUACUGUACGCGAUAUGUGGUGGAGGCUUGUUUCAUCUGCAGGUAACGGGAUGGAUUCUUUGUGCAGUGAAGUUUUACAAGAGGGCUCUGGAUCACCUUCUGGUCACAUGUCUUCGGUAUGGCGGGAAAUUAAGAAUGAAGCCUCGAGAAUCUAUUCUGAUUUGGAAAACGAUUUAGUCAUUCCUAAAUAUGAGAAGCUUAGGGAAUGGCUUCAUGGUGGCAUUCUCUCUAACAUUGCUGAGGGAUGUUCAAAGGUUUGGUCUCAUUAUGCUCACUUCCAAAGCAGUUUAUCAUCAUCUGUAUCCAACAUGAUAAGAACUAUUCGAGAGGAAUUCCCUGGAUUAACUAGAGUAGUCACUGAAGUUGUAAUGGGAACUGCUCGUGGCCUGCAAACUGGUGAAAUGCCUGAGGUGUUCCGUCGAUGGUGGAACGAUUUCCUUGAGAGUUCUUUCUGCAGGGCUAUAGCAUCUGACUUUGAAUCACUCUGGAGUGAACACCAAGAGGAGUACCAGGGAUUGCAGCAGAUCUGGAGGAAAAUCAAGAACGCUCUCGCAAAGGACGUUAACAGGCAGAGACGUAAUCUUAUGCACUAUAAGAAACCCAGACAUCUUGUUAACUGGAUCAUCCAUGAAAUGAACUUUGAACGAAUGGUUUUCAAGGGUGUAGAUAAGGUUAUCAAGAAUGUUGUGCAGAAAGCUCUCUUCGUACCUGUUCAGAUCGAUGGUAACCACUUCCAGCUUCAGUUACCUAUUCGUCGACCAGUGCACUCACUUCCUCAAGCUUUGUCUUAUGUAUCAAUGAAUCCAACUCCAGUUGUUGACCGUGCAUUAUGGUGGUUUGAAGCUCUUAUGCCCACUCCAGUUGAUAAUAUUGUAUGGGCUUAUUAUAAAUUCCUUCCUCGCCAUGCACGUUAUCUUCUGCCACCCUACAAUCAUACAGCGAUGGUUGUUGAUGGAUCAGAGAUCCUCACCUUUGAUGGAGUAGUUCUGCGAGUACCUCAUUCUCCCUGCAAAGUCUUGCUUGCACAGUACAAGACUCACUCCUUGAUUAUGCAAAAUCAGCAGCCUGGCCAUUUGCCACACUUCAUUUUGAAGGCUGCUGGAGCGACAGUGGAGGUCAAGCCUGACUUCGUUGUUACCGUCAAUGGAAAUCCAGUAAGUGGGCCCAGGGAAGUGCAAGGUGAAGUCGUAAUCAUGAAAGAAAAUGAGAAGAUCAAGGUCAGGACUCCAUUCAUAACACUCCGUGUCUACAGAGACAGCCACACUGCUUCAGUCGAGGUCUCUGGCUGGACAUUUGGUAGAAUAGCUGGUCUUUUGGGCAUCUAUGAUGGGGAAAAGGCAACUGACAGGUUGACACCUCAGGGUACAAGGGCAUCUAACCUGCAAGAGCUGGUUAAGUCCUGGCAGGAGAAUCCCCAGUGCGAGACUCCUCAUGUUGCUCCUGUUAGUCCUAUGCAGGUUCCAGUGGUCCAUAUGCUCCACUGCCAAACCCUCUUCGGAGUUCGAUCUCGCUGCAACCCAAUCGUCCGCAUAGAACCUUUCAAGAAGAUGUGCUUAGGAAGUGGAAAUGCUUGUCAUGUUGCUAAGGCCUAUCGUGCUAUGUGCGAAACCAAAGGUGUUAAGGAGAUCUUCCCUCUAGGAUGCUAAGUCUCAUGCUUUUCCACAGAACUGACCGUGUAAAUAAGUGACAAGCCUAACGACCUCGUUUCUUAGCUUUUAAGGAAUGCAUGGAAAUAACACAAAAAUAAUUAUAUGCUGAAACGAUAAUAAAUAUGAGCAACAUAACAAUAA
Molecule: messenger RNA, 7855 nt
Organism: Macrobrachium nipponense
Lineage: Eukaryota; Metazoa; Arthropoda; Malacostraca; Decapoda; Palaemonidae
Product: vitellogenin-like
Exons: 15
Coding region: 98-7711 (2537 amino acids)
Biological process (GO): lipid transport
Molecular function (GO): lipid carrier activity
Source: RefSeq, a predicted model, not a curated record